This is a messenger RNA of Lepus europaeus (European hare), 1769 nucleotides long. It is a transcript of the gene GMPPA, whose product is annotated as GDP-mannose pyrophosphorylase A. Gene Ontology annotation, molecular function: transferase activity. Gene Ontology annotation, cellular component: cytoplasm. NCBI's taxonomy places the organism in Eukaryota, Metazoa, Chordata, Mammalia, Lagomorpha, Leporidae. Bases 299 to 1561 code for a protein of 420 amino acids. Gene Ontology annotation, biological process: biosynthetic process. The record is from RefSeq and is a predicted model, not a curated record. The transcript has 13 exons.
AGCGGCAGAGCUGGAAUAAGGGGUGCUAGGGGCAAAGCGAGCUGGCGGAGGGGCGGUAGGAGGGGAAGGAGCAGCCGACGGCCCCCAGGCGGAGGGCGGGCUCGCGCGGGGGUCCUGCCUGCUCCUCUGCGCGUCCGCCCCUGUGUUCUUCCCGCAAACCCUUGCUACCAGAGACUCAAUUUUGUUGACGGUUGUGGGGUUCAGAGGGUCAGCAGGCAGCCCUCCGAAUCCAGGGACUGAGCAGCGGUCACCAGUGUUGGCACGAGAGGGGUUGGUUUAGGUAGCAGCAAGCACCGCCAUGCUCAAGGCCGUGAUCCUGAUUGGAGGCCCUCAAAAGGGCACCCGUUUCAGGCCUUUGUCCUUUGAGGUGCCCAAACCCCUGUUUCCUGUGGCCGGAGUCCCCAUGAUUCAGCACCAUAUUGAGGCCUGUGCCCAGGUCCCGGGGAUGCAGGAGAUUCUGCUCAUUGGCUUCUACCAACCUGAUGAGGCCCUGACCCAGUUCCUAGAGGCUGCCCAGCAGGAGUUCCACCUUCCAAUCAGGUACCUGCAGGAGUUUGCCCCCCUGGGCACAGGAGGUGGUCUCUACCAUUUCCGGGACCAGAUCCUGGCUGGAGGCCCGGAGGCAUUCUUCGUGCUCAAUGCUGACGUCUGCUCCGACUUCCCCUUGAACGCUAUGUUGGAUGCCCACAGACGCCAACGCCACCCGUUCUUGCUCCUUGGCACCACGGCCAACAGGACACAGUCCCUCAACUACGGCUGCAUCGUUGAGAACCCACAGACGCAUGAGGUCCUGCACUAUGUGGAGAAACCCAGCACGUUUAUCAGUGACAUCAUCAACUGUGGCAUCUAUCUCUUCUCCCCGGAAGCCCUGAAGCCGCUUCGUGAUGUCUUCCAGCGUAACCAGCAGGAUGGGCAACUGGAGGAUUCCCCAGGCUCGUGGCCCGGGGCAGGCACCAUCCGCCUGGAGCAGGAUGUGUUCUCUGCGCUGGCGGGGCAGGGCCAGAUCUACGUGCACCUCACCGAGGGCAUCUGGAGCCAGAUCAAGUCUGCGGGCUCAGCCCUCUACGCCUCCCGCCUCUAUCUAGGCCGCUACCAGAUCACUCACCCAGAGAGGCUAGCCAAGCAUAGCCCGGGGGGCCCGCGAAUCCGAGGGAACGUUUACAUCCACCCCACGGCUAAGGUCGCCCCCUCGGCUGUGCUUGGCCCCAACGUCUCCAUCGGGAAGGGGGUGACCGUGGGCGAGGGUGUGCGGCUCCGCGAGAGCAUCGUCCUGCACGGAGCCACACUGCAGGAGCACACGUGUGUCCUACAUAGCAUCGUCGGCUGGGGGAGCACUGUGGGGCGCUGGGCUCGCGUGGAGGGGACACCCAAUGACCCCAACCCCAAUGACCCCCGAGCCCGCAUGGACAGCGAGAGCCUCUUCAAGGACGGGAAGCUGCUGCCUGCCAUCACCAUCCUGGGCUGCCGUGUCCGGAUCCCUGCCGAGGUGCUCAUCCUGAACUCCAUCGUUCUGCCACACAAGGAGCUGAGCCGCAGCUUCACCAACCAGAUCAUCCUCUGAUGGGGGCUGCCACGAGGCCCCCCAGCUCCAACCCACCCCCUUGGAGGCUGCUGCCUGCUUGGCUGGUGUCUACCCAGAGAGGACACGAGGAAGCCAGGCAGGAUCUUCCCAGACCGGGAGCAGUGGGGGUGGCCAGGGCUCCUGGCCUCCCUCCUCACUCCCUAAUAAACCCUGGUGAACCUGGAGCCAGCACGGACUCCGCUUGUGC